AUGUUGCCUAUAGUAGCUCAAUAUUUUUCUGAUUUUGGUGUCAAACAUGGGAUUAUCGAAUUUAUCGAACAACAAGAUGAAUCAGCUGAUGGAUUAUUUGCUAAUAUUAAAUAUGUAUUAGAAUCUCAUGAAUUAGAAUUAGAAAAACUUUGUUCACUAGGAUCUGAUAAUACAAAUGUAAAUGUUGGUGAAUGUACAUUAUUUUUUUUGAAGAAUACAUUAGCAGAAGUACAAGAAGCAAAUAUAUUGUUGCAAAAACAUUAUAUUAUUGGUGUAAAUUUAUAUAGUGUAAUUAAAGAUUUACUCUAUAAAUUAAAUAAUCGUUUACGUGACAAUUAUUUUGGCGCUAAAGUGAUGGAAUUAUUAGAAAAAAUUCAAGAUUCAAAUGAACUUGAAUGGAGAAACAUUGAACGUUGUGCUGCGUAUAUUGAUGCUAAGAAGAUCGAUAAAGAUCUUUUAUACAAUGAUUUUAAUCAUUUAAAAUCUAAAUUUAUUCAACUGAAGGACAAAUUUGAUGGUAUUGAUAAACACGUUGAAGAAUUUAUUUCAUCAAAUUUACAUUUAUACAAGCAAAGUGGAACAAUGUCAAAUGAUGAAGUUAAAUUAUGUAGUGGUGAUGAAUGUGAUGUUGAAGCUGAAUCCGGUAGUGAUGAUGAGGACAAUAUUCGAUAUCACAAAAAUCUGCAUAUAAGAUGUGACUAUUUGUGGGCUUAUCUUCUUUAUGGUGAAGAUGUUCCUAAUUUUAAAAAAUUAGUUCAAUUUGUUUUUUCUAUACCAGCAUCUAAUGCUUUUUGUGAAAUAAUAUUUAGUUAUAUGAAGUACUUAUGGAAUAAUAAUCGGAAUAGAAUGAUGCACGAUCUUGUUAGUGCGGAAUAA
This is a messenger RNA of Rotaria sordida, 876 nucleotides long. The record is from the annotation of a GenBank genome assembly. NCBI's taxonomy places the organism in Eukaryota, Metazoa, Rotifera, Eurotatoria, Philodinida, Philodinidae.